AUGGAGGAAGCACCUCUGGAUCUAGGACCCGGUGAAAUGAUUAUGACCCUGACGGAAGUGACCACUGAGGACCUUGUUGAACAGGAAGUGGCCGUGGAGACAAACGGGGAGAGAAAGGAAGAGGAACAACGUCACACCAGGCGUCAUCGGAGGUACCAGCCCCCAGAUCCACUCAACUCGUCAACUCGUCUCCUGAGUGGCGCAGUGGUCUAAGGCGCCGCAUCGCAGUGCUAACUGUGCCACUAGAGAUCCUGGUUCGAAUCCAGGCUCUGUCGCAGCCGGCCGCGACCGGGAGACUCAUGGGCGAUGCACAAUUGGCCCAGCGUCGUGUAGGGGAGGGAAUGGCCGGCAGGGAUGUAGCUCAGUUGAUAGAGCAUGGCGAUUGCAACGCCAGGGUUGUGGGUUCGAUUCCCAUGGGGGGCCAGUAUUACAAACAAAAAAAUACAAAAAUAUGUAUUCACUAACUGUAAGUCGCUCUGGAUAAGAGCGUCUGCUAAAUGACUAAAAUGUAAAUGUAAAUGUAACUCAUUUCAGCUCCCCCAAGCCGACGAGAGGGAUGCAGCUCAACCUGAUGCUCACAGGAAGGAGGAUGAAGAGACCCUCUUUGCCAUGAGCCUGGUGCCAACCCUGAAGAGGCUGCCUCAGCAAAGAAAAGCAGCAGUCAAGGUUAAAAUUCAUCAGUUGCUUUUCGAAGCCGAGUUCAAUGGUACAUUUUGUUUUCUCCACUGGUAGUGUCAUAAGUAUUGCGACAGUGAAGUAAAGUAGGUCAUUUUUACAGUAUACUCAUGUAGGCUAACUGGUAUUUCAGAUUAAAGGAUUAUAUUGAGGCAAAUGUAUAGCUGUUGUUUCUGGGUUAGAAAAUAUCCUAAAACAACAGUUUUCUGUCUAAAUAUUUGCCUGUCAUAUUCAUCUUUUGAUCUGAAAUACAUAUUCCAUGAGUAAACAGCAAUAGUUACCAACUUUGCUCACUGUUCCAAUAUUUAUGCCACUAACUACACUAUACAAGCAGUAUUUAGUUAACAUAAAUCUCACCUUCUAUGGUUUUAUAUUAUGUAAUGCUUGUAUGUGUUGUUUUUCUCUUCCCUCCCAGAGAUGGAGUCAAUUUAGCCGACCAGCUCACAGGAAGGACAGGAAAUGGAGAGGAGUUGUCUGGUUGUUGUUUUGACCUCCCUCAUUGUACCUUUCCUUUCACACACAUCAGUUCCGUUUUAAAUUCAGUCAAUUCAUAAAGUCAUUUGUUUCUAAAGUCUUAGGAUAGCGUUCAUUAUUAGUGUUACAUAGAUUUCUGAAUUGACAGAAUUGAAACUCACACACCGGAUAAUACACAGAUGCUCUUGUUGGUCUCUUACAAGACUGAAGGUGAAUAUAUUUAUUUCAUUUCAAACCACUUGAAAACCAGGGUGUUGAAACUUUUUGUGAAGUUAUGUUCCAUCGACUGGUCUAUGACGUCCAGUGGCCAUUUGUUUCUUUAGCUGUGUUAUGGCUACAAAUUAUUUUAUUUAGAGACAGAGACACACACACACCUCUCCUCCACUCCUCUCUGUACCUCAGAUUUCCAGUGCCCUGCCCUCUCUCUCUUUAUGGCCAUGUCUGAAGUCCUGCUACUAUAUCUAGGCUUUAUGAGUAGUCCCUGUAUCUGUCUGCAGUUGUGCCAAAAAUACAUGCUCUUGUUGUUCUCUUACAGAUUACAGGCUACACAUUACUUUAGGUAUUUUUACACGCACAUACAUGCACACACACACCUCUUUCAAUAGUUGUUUUAUUUGUUGUAAAUGUUUUACAACACAUACCUGUCAUGUAAUUUCCUGUACUUGAAUAGUUAUUAAAUUAUAAAGUUUUCAUAGUCAGUUGUUUCUUUUGUUUAUUAAUAUCUAAUUUAGGCUUAAUCUGUUUAAUAUCCAGGGUGCCAUCCUGAAGUGCCUGGCUGAAGGUAGAGUCCCGGAGGGUCCCGCCAUCACUUCCCUUGCCGUAAGCACCAACAUCGACGACACGGAAACAGUAGUUGGCAUCUACAACAGUCAAGAGUACAACUGAAUAUGUACCCUUGUAGUUGUAGAAUUGCGAACCCGAGCACGGUGGAGCCUGGAUUACUACAUGUUUACCGUCAAUGGAGCCAAGACAGUUGGGGAAAUUCCACCUCACCAGGAACUCGGCAGCGAUGGCCCUCCAGUCUUCCUCCUUGGGGACAGGCAUGUAUUCACCAAAAAGACAGUCCCAAAUGGCUUGUUCCACAGAGGGGACAUUGCCUGCCACCGUGGACCAUCCAACUCAGAAGCUGAAUCUGAUGGUCCUGUAGGAGUCCCCUGUCACCAAGAAUCUGAAAUAUAAUUAUAAAUAUUGUGUGUAACUUGAAUUCCACCCACAUAUUCUAUAUACUCAUAUAGCUACCUCAUUACUGUUUAUUAUGCUCUACUAAUUAUAUUGUAAUACUCAUCAACUAUCAUUAACAAUGCCUUGAAACAGUACAAUUCAGUCUAUGACUGUAUCAAUAAACUGUAGCCCAGGCCAACUCUACUCUUCGAAAAAAAGGUUAUAUCUAGAACCUAAAAGGGUUCUCCGGCUGUCCCCAUAGGAGAACCCUUUGAAGAACCCUUUUUGGUUCCAGGUAGUACCCUUUUUGGUUCCAGGUAGAACCCUUUUGGUUCCAAGUAGAACCCUAUUGUGUUCCAUGUAUAACCUUUUCCCCAAAGGGUUCUACCUGGAACCAAAAAGGGUUCUACCUGGAACCAAAAAGGGUUAUCCUAUGGGGAAAGCAGAAGGACACUUUUGGAACCCUUUUUUCUAAGGGUGUACAUGAUUCCAAUAAGAAUGUAAUGAAUGACUGUAACUGUCUUGACCAACAAGAGGUCCUGGAGAAGACUAGCCUACCUUCAUCAGGGCAGAAGGCACCCCAACUUCCUUUUCAUUUGGUAACAUUGCAUCAUUAAAAAAUGAUUUUAAACCAACUUUGGAAAGGUUAUAGUCCUAAUGAACGUUCUGUAAAUGUCACAUAGGGGCUAUUAACUAGAGAGCCCUUUUGCUAGCUAGGUUGCACAUAAAAUAUAUCUAAUAUCAAUCAAUUACGGUAUCAAAGGUUUUAAAAAUUUACUAGAGACAAAUCGUCAGGCGUUCAACUGGGCUGAUGUACUCCCGGUAGUUGGUAUCCAUCCGGGCGAUCCUGGCUUCAACCAUCUGGAGCAGGUGAUCGAACUGGCUUCGGUCCAGACUAAAGUAACUUCGGAAUUCCUCUCCAAACAGUCGAAGACGGUGGAACUCCCCUGCCUGCUUUUGGGACUUAAACCGUCUCUGGACCCACACUGACCUGUGCUUUCGGCUGAGCUGGUCCCGGCCCAACAGCGUGAUCAACACCGCCUUCCUCAACGUUGGUCUCAUUGUUGAAAGAGCCUACUCUCUGCUACCUUGACUAUUUAUUAUUGCAUUUCGCUCCAAAACUAUGCAUUUUGGAGGGAAAUUAUAUUAUAGGCUCUCACAAUUUCGCUACACCCGCUAUAACAUCUGCUAAACACGUGUAUGUGACAAAUAACAUUUGAUUUGAUUUGGAAUAAAUUUUUAGAUGUCAUCGAAUAACUAAUAUGUAUGCUACUUGGCAAAUAAAUGAAUAAAAAAUGUAAAGAACUUCUGCAGUCAAACUGUUUUUAUUAUGUAAUCCCACAUUUCUUUUACUGGAUAUGUGUGCAACAAAAAUUCAACAUUCACAUUUUGCUACUUUUGCGGCAGGCAGGCAGGCAGGCAGGUCCCUCUCUCCCUGCCAGCCAGCCCAUCACCCUGACCCACUUAACACAGAGGAACAGGGAGAGAACAAG
Coregonus sp. 'balchen' is the source of this 3803-nucleotide messenger RNA. NCBI's taxonomy places the organism in Eukaryota, Metazoa, Chordata, Actinopteri, Salmoniformes, Salmonidae. The record is from the annotation of a GenBank genome assembly.